Myripristis murdjan (pinecone soldierfish) is the source of this 2063-nucleotide messenger RNA. It is a transcript of the gene vamp7, whose product is annotated as synaptobrevin-like 1. Gene Ontology annotation, cellular component: membrane; SNARE complex. Gene Ontology annotation, biological process: exocytosis; vesicle fusion; endosome to lysosome transport. NCBI's taxonomy places the organism in Eukaryota, Metazoa, Chordata, Actinopteri, Holocentriformes, Holocentridae. The transcript is spliced from 9 exons. The record is from RefSeq and is a predicted model, not a curated record. Gene Ontology annotation, molecular function: SNAP receptor activity; SNARE binding. Bases 309 to 968 code for a protein of 219 amino acids.
GUCAAGGGGAGUGACCAGCCAGUCUCAGUCAAAUGCCUCCAUCCAGCGGUCAAAACUUGACACACGCCGGACCCAUGCGAGAAAUCGGGGGCCGGUUUCAAAAGGGUUGACAGCAAAUAUUAUCCAGUGUUCUCCAUACAGACAAUGUGAAUCUGAGCCACUGCAACUGAUCCACAAAGAAUUUCUGAUCCUGAAGAGGAGAACAAAAACUAAUGGGUUUGAACUGCCUAAAGUGCUUCAAUCCCCUCUCUUCAUCCGUUCACUGAUAACAUCAGUGAGUCACAUUAGCUGAAACCCCGGCUGUUGCCAUGGCAAUCCUCUUUGCUGUGGUGGCCCGUGGAACCACCAUCCUGGCCAAGCAUGCAUGGUGUGGUGGGAACUUCCUGGAGGUGACUGAACAGAUUUUGGCCAAAAUCCCCUCUGAGAACAACAAACUGACCUACAGCCACGGCAGCUAUCUCUUUCAUUACAUCUGCCAUGACAGAAUCAUAUACCUGUGUAUCACUGACGAUGACUUCGAAAGGUCACGUGCUUUCAGCUUCCUCAGUGAAGUCAAAAAGCGGUUUCAGACAACCUAUGGGUCGCGAGCGCAGACGGCCCUGCCCUACGCCAUGAACAGCGAGUUCUCUUCCACACUGGCAGCUCAAAUGAAACACCACUCAGAUCCCCGGGGAUCAGAUCGCCUGACUGAGACACAGAUGCAAGUGGAUGACUUGAAGGGGAUCAUGGUCCGCAACAUAGACUUAGUAGCUCAGCGAGGAGAGAAGCUGGAGUUGCUGAUUGACAAGACAGAAAAUCUGGUUGAUUCAUCAGUCACAUUUAAGACAACAAGUCGUAACCUGGCACGAGCCAUGUGCAUGAAGAACCUCAAACUCACUGUCGUUGUUGUGCUGGUGUGUCUGGUGGUCAUCUACAUUAUCGUCUCCGCUGCCUGUGGAGGUCUCAGUUGGCCCAGCUGUGUCAAAUAAUGAGAGGAGUGGACAAAAAAAGAGUGGGAGAUGAAGGGAGAGAGGGAGGAAGAAGCUUUUUGCCAGUAGACGUGAAGGGAAUCACCACUUUUCCUUACCUCUACAGCUUCUACAUCCCUGGAACUCACACGCUCCUCCUCCUUUCUCCUUCUCCCCCUCCCUCAGUAGCGUGCACAUUGACUUGCCUUCUGGACCUGGAGUCCCACAUACCCUCACUAAUGGACUGCAGAAUCUGGCCUAAAACUGGUCUGGAACAUUAAUCUCGUCUUAUUCUAGUCAGGAACAUUCAUCUUGUGUCAUGCACUUAGUGGCCUGAUGUAUCAGCCUGUGAUACUGUUCUGAUGCCUCCAUCCAUCCCUGUAGUUAAUUCAGACUGAUAGAACGAACCACUCAAGGCAAAGAUUUCAAACCUGUCAAUGUCUUGCUUUUCCUUUGAAGAGAACGAAAAAUCGAAACAAAACAUAUGGGACAUGCAAGCUGUAGAUAAGCGUUUUAGGUGUGUUGCAGAUCCAUCAGUAAGGACUCCCACAGUACAAUGUCUUCUCUCGGUUACAUCCCUGAGAUGUGUUUUUUUGUUGCUGUUUUUUGAGAAAAACUGAUGCAGUACAUUUUCCCUCAGUGGCAUGUGUCUUUUAACUACUGGAACCAUCUUGUGGAUGACAUGCCCCUUUUUUUUUUUUUUUUUUUUUUUUUUUUUUUGCUCAAAGACCGUUGUGUUAUCUGUUAUCACCAAGCACAGUUGCCAAGCAUCUUCUGCAAAACAAAUAUAAAGAAUAUCAUACUCAAAUCAGUAUUGCAUAUUUGAUUGAUAUUGUUUCAAGAAAAUAUAAUGGUCCUAUAAAAUCAAGACUGAUUUUGAGCACAUACUUCGUUCUGUCCUGAACAUGGACUUGGUAAGAAGCUCCCUUUACUUUCCUUAGUAUUAGGGUCCUCAACAUGCUCAUGUGUCCUUUUUGUUAACACAAUGCACUUUUUACAAUGUACAUAGGUUUGCUUCCUACCAUCAUAUGGUUUAUAAUCAUGUAAUUAUUUAAUUAUUGUACAUCCAGAUUUGAAAUAAUAAAAUUUCAUGAUAUCAAAUGGUUGAUCUCUGAG